UUUCGCCCUAUAAGUCUAUAACUUUCACUCUCUCAAGCUCUCUGCAUUCAUUUCUUUGCCCCAACGAAACCACAGAAAUGGGACUCCAUAGCCUUAUCUCUCUCACAACCACCAUUCUCUUCCUUUCUCUACUCCUUGUCCAUACCGGCUCAGCUCAGCCUCCAUUUUCCUGUGACUCUUCCAACCCAUCAACCGGAUCCUACCCUUUCUGCAAAACCUCACUACCCAUCGGUAAAAGAGCACAAGACCUCGUCUCUCGCCUCACAUUGGAUGAAAAAAUCUCUCAGCUCGUUAACACAGCCCCUCCGAUCCCCAGACUCGGUAUCCCCGGGUUCGAGUGGUGGUCGGAGGCUUUACACGGCGUUGCCAACGCUGGCCCUGGAAUCCAUUUCAAUGGAACUAUCAAGGCAGCCACUAGCUUCCCUCAAGUCAUUCUCACCGCUGCUUCCUUCGAUACCAGUCUUUGGCAUCGUAUAGGCCAAGCUAUUGGAACUGAAGCUAGAGCAGUGUACAAUGCUGGGCAAGCAAAUGGCUUGACGUUUUGGGCUCCAAACAUCAAUGUAUUUAGGGACCCAAGAUGGGGGAGAGGGCAAGAGACACCUGGAGAGGAUCCAUUGGUUGCAGGGAAAUAUGCAGUGGCCUAUGUGAGAGGUGUUCAAGGAGACUCUGAUCGGCAUCUUCAAGCUUCGGCUUGUUGCAAGCAUUUUACAGCUUAUGAUUUGGACGAUUGGAAUGGUGUGGACAGGUUUCAUUUUGAUGCUCGUGUUUCAUUGCAAGAUUUAGCAGACACCUACCAACCUCCUUUCAAGAGUUGUGUAGAGCAGGGGAAAGCUAGUGGAAUAAUGUGUGCCUAUAACCGAGUCAAUGGGGUCCCAGCCUGUGCCGACUUCAAUCUCUUGUCCUUGACUGCUAGAGGAAAAUGGGGUUUCAAUGGCUACAUAGUGUCAGAUUGUGAUGCGGUCAAAAUCAUGUUCGAUAGUCAUGGAUAUACCAAAACACCAGAAGAUGCUGUUGUUGAUGUCUUGAAAGCUGGCAUGGAUCUCAAUUGUGGAUCAUACUUGAAAGAACAUACAAAGCAAGCAGUAGAGCAAAAAAAAUUACCUGUGUCUGAAAUAGACAGAGCCCUUCGUAACAUUUUCUCCAUUAGAUUGAGAUUAGGACUGUUUGAUGGUAAUCCAGCUAAACUGCCUUAUGGCAACAUUGGUCCAGACCAAGUGUGUUCCAAAAAGCACCAAGAUCUGGCUCUUGAAGCAGCUCAAAAUGGCAUUGUCUUGUUAAAGAACCCUGAUAGAUUACUCCCAUUGCCAAAAUCAAAAACCUUGUCCCUUGCUGUAAUAGGCCCCAAUGCCAAUGCACCACAAACACUUCUAGGUAACUAUGCAGGCGUUCCAUGCAAAUCUAUUAGCCCACUUCAAGCAUUGCAGAGCUAUGUUAAGAACACGAUCUACCAUCCGGGUUGUGAUAAUGUGGAAUGUGCUUCGGCUACAAUUGAUGAAGCAGUCAAGAUAGCAAAGGAGGUGGACUAUGUGGUUUUGAUUAUGGGACUGGACCAAACUCAAGAGAGGGAAUCGCAUGAUCGAGUGCACUUAGAGCUUCCUGGGAAGCAACAGGAACUCUUAACCAAUGUUGCAAGAGUAGCUAAGAAACCAGUUGUUUUGGUUCUCCUUUCUGGAGGUCCAAUUGAUAUAUCUUCAGCCAAGGAUGACAGAACCAUUGGUAGCAUCUUGUGGGCUGGUUAUCCUGGUGAAGCAGGAGGAAUUGCCCUUGCAAGUAUUAUCUUUGGCGAACACAAUCCAGGUGGAAGAUUGCCUGUGACUUGGUAUCCACAAGAUUACGUCAAAGUACCAAUGACAGACAUGAGGAUGAGGUCAGACCCCUCAUCAGGCUAUCCUGGGCGUUCAUAUCGUUUCUACAAAGGCAAAACAGUUUUUGAGUUCGGUUAUGGACUCAGCUACUCAAAGUAUGCUUAUGAAGUCUCAUCUAUCACAAAAAGUGUGCUCCACUUAAAUCAAUCAUCAACUGUAGCCGAUUACAAGUUAGUUUCAGAGCUGGGUCAGGAUAUAUGUGACAAGAAGAAAUUCUCAGUCAAGGUUGGUGUAAAAAAUCAAGGGGAGAUGGCGGGUAAGCAUACGGUAUUUCUAUUUUUGAGAAAGGCAAAGCCUAGCAAUGGGAGUCCAAUCAAACAGUUGCUUGGGUUCCAUAGGAUUUUUUUGAAGGCAGGGGAAAGAGCUGAAGUUGAAUUUGAGUUGAGCCCUUGCGACCACCUUAGUAGAGCCAACGAAGCUGGUUUGAUGGUGAUGGAACCAGGAUUGCAUUUCUUGGUUGUAGGUGAUGAAGAAUACCCACUUACCACCAUAGUUUGAAAUUGAGGAUUUAAGUUCCAAAAGUCUGGGUUCAUAUGGUUUAUGAACCCAGUUAUUGCUUGAAGCUGAACCUCAAAUAUUCAAGCUGAAUGAAAUACUCAUUUAGCAAUAAAAGCAAUUCAACUAUUCCAAAAAUAUGUUUUAUGUAGCAUUUAGUGUUCGUGCCUAUCAUCUAUGUAAUCAGCUGAAAACUGUAUCGAAAUGGUGUACAUCAUUCUGUUGUAAACAGGAAUUUUCAGUCAUCA
This is a messenger RNA of Quercus robur (English oak), 2608 nucleotides long. RefSeq names its product probable beta-D-xylosidase 7. The record is from RefSeq and is a predicted model, not a curated record. Gene Ontology annotation, cellular component: plant-type cell wall. Gene Ontology annotation, molecular function: xylan 1,4-beta-xylosidase activity; alpha-L-arabinofuranosidase activity. Gene Ontology annotation, biological process: xylan catabolic process; arabinan catabolic process. Lineage: Eukaryota; Viridiplantae; Streptophyta; Magnoliopsida; Fagales; Fagaceae. Bases 78 to 2363 code for a protein of 761 amino acids. The transcript has 6 exons.